CUAGGCAAUUUGUAACGAUUUUUAUGCUACUGUCGAUACAAUUUACAAGUUAACAUGAUCGAUUGAAUGAAAAUAUAAGAAUUAAUUGUUGAUUUUUCACCGGUUUCAGCUGAAACUGAUUUCAGUUCAAAACAUUAAAAAAAAAAUUAUGCCGAAAGGACCUUAGCGCAGCCCUCCUCACCAUUCAAUCCCUAGCGCAGCCCUCCUCACCAUCUCCUCCCUCUUAGUCUUACGGGAGCCGGCGGCACCGACUCAGAUCUCUGGCCUUCCUCGCCAGCGAUCGGCCCCACCUUCGUCAUCGACGGCGGAAGGUCCUCUCUCCUCGCCCGGUUGAUCACCGUCACUGGCGACGGAAACUUCGUGUUCUCCGGCUUUUUCUGGCGGUCCCUCGGCGACGGAAGCGGCGAGUACUGCGUGAACCUGUCGACGGCGAGUCGGCGACGAUCGCGUUGGAGUUUUCGGCGAGUCGCCGAGCUCGGAUCGCAUCGGCGAGUGCGGCGACUCCAUGUGAGUCAACGACGACUCAGAGUUCCGACGACGAUUUCUUCAUGGUUGCUUUGUUAAGUUGGCGUUGCUGGCUUUGGGUUUGGGUUAGCAUUUGGACGAGGAAGGGCAGUGGGAGACACUGAAACUUAUAUAUUUUAAGGCCACGUUGGAUUCCACGUCGGUUAGUAAAACUCUCGUGCUAAAAGUUUACGUACGUGUAGCCGUUUAGAGAACUUGAUUGAAAGCACUCCUCUCUGCCGUUGAGAGGCUGGAGGUGUUCGUGGCACACAGAUGAGAACACAGCGGAGAGCCCAAGGCAUUUUGGCUCUAAAGGGUCCCACCUUUGUAAUUGGCAGUCGUGGGAAAACAAUAAUUAUCACCAUAGGGUGGAGCUGAUACUAGAUCAGCUCAGAGUUGACGAACUUGUCGCUGGCUCCAUCAAUUUCAUCUGUUGCCUGUUUAACUUGUGUAUGUUGUUGUUGCGGUUGAGCCGUAGAUUGAAUUUCACGAUGAAUAUACGUUGCUUCCAAAGGAACUUCUUUGCUGCUUCGUCCCCUCUGGUCCCAGUGCCACUUCCAUCUCCAAUGGAAACACAUUUAUGGUAUUUAGUACCUAAUGAGGUGAAGAAUGAAACACUUCUUAAUCAAUAUUUGGAACUUCUAUCCCCGUGCGAGAGAGAGAAUGUUUUCCGAAUGAGUGGAGAUCAGCUCCGAAAAAGAGCCUUGCUGGCCCGUGCACUGGUUCGCACUACGAUUUCAAGAUAUCAGACAAAUAGUCAAGUUCAUCCAAGAUCCUUGAAGUUUAGGAAGAAUAUCUAUGGGAAGCCUGAGGUAGACUGGCAAGAUGUUGAUGACAGGCACCUACCACCCUUGCAUUUCAACAUUUCACACACUUCUUCCUUAAUAGCUUGUGGAGUGACUGUGAAUUCACCAAUUGGUAUUGAUGUGGAAGAGAAGCAACGGAAGUUAAAGAACAAUAUCUUAGCAUUUGCUCGAAGGUACUUUUCUCCUUACGAAGUGGAACUUUUAACUGCUAUUUCAGACCCUGAAUUUCAGCGUCAGGAGUUAAUAAAAUUAUGGACUCUCAAGGAGGCAUAUGUGAAAGCAUUGGGAAGGGGCUUCUCAGGUGCACCUUUUAAGACCUUUACGAUUCGGUUUCGGACUGCUAUGGAAGGGGGCAUUCAUCUUUCCGGGCAUAGAGAAUCUGAGGUAUUUGAUAUAGUCGUUGAUUCUUUUGAUGACCCCAAGAAUCUCACAAACAAUUGGCAAUUUGCACUCUUGAAUUUGGCCGGUUCUCAUUAUGCUGCCAUAUGCACGGAAAAGGAUGGAACCACUGGAGGCAAAGGGACCCUUCCAAUGAAAUUGACAGUGUGGAGAACCAUUCCAUUUGUUGAAGAUGAAUGUGUUUCUGGAACUGAUGCUGUUGUAGCAAUAGCUGGCUUGACUUAAGCAAUUGUGAUUAUGGUCUGUGUAAUGAGCUCAAUUCUCUGACAUUGGAUUUCCAAAUUAUGUGAUUUUAAAGCAAUUGGAAGGCUAAACUUUUACGUUCUUUUCUAUCAGCAAUGCACUUAUAUAUUGCCUGUAGAAUGGAAUGGAUAUCAGAUUUUGUAAGAGAUGUAUAUAAUGUACAUUUCUUUUCUAUUUUAGAGACCAAUUUCUUGCAUCUUUGUGGUGCUUGCCAAGUUGAGCCUCUGGCGUUUGUAAAAUUUUUAUAUGUUGGUCGUUGGUAAUAGUUUUAGACCUCCAGAAAACUAUGUGGUUAUGUUGUACAGAGUCGUCACUGUUAAUGGUAA
Alnus glutinosa is the source of this 2278-nucleotide messenger RNA. RefSeq lists its product as uncharacterized. Lineage: Eukaryota; Viridiplantae; Streptophyta; Magnoliopsida; Fagales; Betulaceae. Gene Ontology annotation, cellular component: cytosol. Gene Ontology annotation, molecular function: magnesium ion binding; holo-[acyl-carrier-protein] synthase activity. The record is from RefSeq and is a predicted model, not a curated record. The coding region runs from base 957 to 1934 and encodes 325 amino acids. The transcript is spliced from 9 exons.